This is a messenger RNA of Bubalus bubalis (water buffalo), 4438 nucleotides long. It is a transcript of the gene SP1, whose product is annotated as Sp1 transcription factor. The transcript is spliced from 6 exons. The record is from RefSeq and is a predicted model, not a curated record. Gene Ontology annotation, biological process: regulation of transcription by RNA polymerase II. Gene Ontology annotation, molecular function: DNA-binding transcription factor activity, RNA polymerase II-specific; RNA polymerase II cis-regulatory region sequence-specific DNA binding. NCBI's taxonomy places the organism in Eukaryota, Metazoa, Chordata, Mammalia, Artiodactyla, Bovidae. Bases 316 to 2655 code for a protein of 779 amino acids.
ACUUGAGAUUUUCUCUUUCUCCAUUUCCUUUGACCCUAGUUUUUAGCAAACUUUCCAUCCACCCACAUGUUUUAUGCCUUAUCUAUCCUUUUUUUCCCCCAGGUUACUUUUUCAACAUGCCCACCGACCCUCGUAUUUCCUGUACCAAAGGCACCUUUUCAAUGAUUUCUGACUUUAAUUUUGUGCAAGGGAGAAUUGAGGUCCAGUUUUGGCAUCACUGAGCCUAGAUCACAUCCUACUGGUCUGCAACUGUUCCUUCUCCCCGAAUCGUUUUUUUAAUACUGGCGCCUUUCACCUUCCUACCAAGAUCACUCCAUGGAUGAAAUGACAGCAGUGGUGAAGAUUGAAAAAGGAGUUGGUGGCAGUAACGGGGGCAAUGGAAAUGGUAGUGGUGCCUUUUCUCAGGCUCGAAGCAGCAGCGCAGGCAGCAGCAGCAGCAGCGGAGGAGGAGGGCAGGAAUCCCAGCCAUCCCCUUUGGCUCUGCUGGCAGCAACUUGCAGCAGAAUUGAGUCACCCAAUGAAAACAGCAACAACUCCCAGGGCCCAAGCCAGUCAGGGGGCACAGGUGAGCUUGACCUCACAGCCACACAACUUUCCCAGGGUGCCAAUGGCUGGCAGAUCAUCUCUUCCUCCUCUGGGGCUACCCCUACCUCGAAGGAACAGAGUGGCAGCAGUACCAACGGCAACAAUGGCAGUGAGUCUUCCAAGAAUCGCACGGUCUCCGGUGGGCAGUAUGUUGUGGCUGCCACUUCCAACCUUCAGAACCAGCAAGUCCUGACCGGACUACCUGGAGUGAUGCCUAAUAUUCAGUAUCAAGUAAUCCCACAGUUCCAGACCGUUGAUGGGCAACAGCUGCAGUUUGCUGCCACUGGGGCCCAAGUGCAGCAGGAUGGUUCAGGUCAGAUACAGAUCAUACCAGGUGCAAACCAACAGAUCAUCACAAACCGAGGAAGUGGAGGCAACAUCAUUGCUGCUAUGCCAAACCUACUCCAGCAGGCUGUCCCCCUUCAAGGCCUGGCUAAUAAUGUACUCUCAGGACAGACUCAGUAUGUGACCAACGUACCAGUGGCCCUGAAUGGGAAUAUUACCUUGCUGCCUGUCAACAGCGUUUCUGCAGCUACCUUGACUCCUAGCUCUCAGGCAGUCACGAUCAGCAGCUCUGGGUCCCAGGAGAGUGGCUCACAGCCUGUCACCUCAGGGACUGCCAUCAGUUCUGCCAGUUUGGUAUCUUCACAAGCCAGUUCCAGCUCCUUUUUCACCAAUGCCAAUAGCUACUCAACAACUACUACCACCAGCAACAUGGGAAUUAUGAACUUUACCACCAGCGGAUCAGCAGGGACCAGCUCUCAGAGCCAGACACCCCAGAGGGUCAGCGGGCUGCAGGGAUCUGAUACUCUGAACAUCCAGCAGAACCAGACAUCUGGAGGUUCACUGCAAGCAAGUCAACAAAAAGAGGGAGAGCAAAACCAGCAGACACAGCAACAACAACAAAUUCUCAUCCAGCCUCAGCUGGUUCAAGGGGGACAGGCCCUUCAGGCCCUCCAAGCCACCCCAUUGUCAGGGCAGACCUUUACAACUCAAGCUAUCACCCAGGAAACCCUCCAGAACCUUCAGCUUCAGGCUGUUCCAAACUCUGGCCCCAUCAUCAUCCGGACACCAACAGUGGGGCCCAAUGGACAGGUCAGCUGGCAGACUCUUCAGCUGCAGAACCUCCAAGUUCAGAACCCACAAGCCCAGACAAUCACCUUGGCCCCAAUGCAGGGUGUUUCUUUGGGGCAGACCAGCAGCAGCAGUACCACCCUUACGCCUAUUGCCUCAGCUGCCUCCAUCCCUGCCGGCACAGUCACUGUGAAUGCUGCUCAGCUCUCCUCCAUGCCUGGCCUCCAGACCAUUAACCUCAGUGCAUUGGGUGCUCCAGGAAUCCAGGUGCACCAGCUUCCAAGCCUACCCUUGGCAAUAGCAAAUGCCUCAGGUGAUCAUGGAGCUCAGCUUGGCCUCCAUGGGGCUGGUGGUGAUGGAAUACAUGAUGACCCAACAGGGGGAGAAGAAGGAGAGAACAGCCCAGAUCCCCAACCCCAAGCUGGUCGGAGGACCCGACGGGAAGCAUGCACCUGCCCCUACUGUAAAGACAGUGAAGGAAGGGGCUCUGGGGAUCCUGGCAAGAAGAAACAGCACAUUUGUCACAUGCAAGGCUGUGGCAAAGUAUAUGGCAAGACCUCACACCUACGGGCACACUUGCGCUGGCAUACGGGCGAGAGGCCUUUCAUGUGUAACUGGUCAUUCUGUGGGAAACGCUUCACACGUUCAGAUGAGUUACAGAGGCACAAACGCACACACACAGGUGAGAAGAAAUUUGCCUGCCCUGAGUGUCCGAAGCGCUUCAUGAGGAGUGACCACCUGUCAAAGCAUAUCAAGACCCACCAGAAUAAGAAGGGAGGCCCGGGUGUAGCCCUGAGUGUGGGCACUUUGCCCCUGGACAGUGGGGCAGGUUCAGAAGGCAGUGGUACUGCCACCCCUUCAGCCCUUAUUACCACCAACAUGGUAGCCAUGGAGGCCAUUUGUCCGGAGGGUAUUGCCCGUCUUGCCAACAGUGGCAUCAAUGUCAUGCAGGUGGCAGAUCUGCAGUCCAUUAAUAUCAGUGGCAAUGGCUUCUGAGAUCAGGCACCUGGGGCCAGAGACAUAUGGGCCAUACCCAUCAACCCUGGGAUGCAAGGUAGCAUGGGUCCAAGAGACGUGUGGGAGAGUGAGCCAUGAGGCAUUAAAAAUGCAUGGUGGUGGGAAAAAUUGGGGGUGGGAUACAAAAGAAGAGAUGGGGUCCUGGCACCCACCUGUAUCAUCAGUACCUUCUUAAAGUGGGAAACAUAGUGAAAAUUCUGUCGGUGCCACCUUUGCUGAGCAUUUGUUUGACCCCAAACAGUUUCUUAACACUUCUUACCCCAGCCUCCCCUUCCUGCAUUUCCCUUCUCAGCUCCCCCAUGAUGGAUCCCCCCCUUUCCUAAAGCCAUCAUGCCUUGAUAAAUAUAUAUGAUCAUUGAAAUACUUUUUAACAAAAACAGAUUCUAUAUUAUAUAUAUAUAUAUAAAAGAUAUAUAGAGAUGCAUUUGCAGGGGUUGGCUGGGAGGAGGAAGGAGACCAUUCUGUGACCAAAAUACCUUGGUCAUUUUUUUUUAUAUUGCCUUAUUUCCUUAUGGCUGAGCCUUGUUGUGACACAUCAAGAUUUCUAAUAGAUGUUGUCUUGGCUUCCCACCAGAUUAAGCAUUUAUAUGCUCUGCUUUUAGUUUAUAUAUACAUACAUAAUGUUUUCCUUUCUUAAUUUUGUCUUUUAAUUUGGGAUCAGCUUCUUGCACUCUUUCCCUGACUCAUGCCUUUCUGUCUCCCCUUCUCUCGCCUGAUCACUUCAUGUUUUGUUUUUGGUAGUGGUCCCUGGAUGAGGCACUUCUGUCAUUUUUUAAUAAAGUCCUUAGUCCCAGCAGCAGAAUGGAGAAGCCUUGAAGCUCAGGCGAAUGCUUGAGGUAGCUGUGAAGAGAGUGUUCAAAAUACUACUGACGCAGGCACCCUUUUGGUGCUGGAGAGUCAAAGGCACCUCUCUCUUCAUUGGCUGCUCUAAGCAUCAGGAAUCAGAAGUCUUUCUAUGGAAUUGUACAAGAGACCCUUUGAAAGUUAUAGUCUGGGAUCAGUUUGUCCAAACUGUGAAAAGAUGGUCAAAUAAUAGGUAGGAGCUUUCAGUAGGAAAAUGAUGUGCUCAGAAGUGGAAGUGACUCAAGUAGUUCAGUUCAUGAGUUAGUGGAGUAUUUGGACCUUUGUGCAACUGUCUUCCAAGGUAGCUCUAAGCUUUGAUGUGUGGGCUUCUGAGUUCACGUUCUGAAAGGAAAUACACUUCCUCUUUUGAACAUCUCCAGUAGUUGCUUUCCCAUUAUGUUAUUACAGAGCAUCAGCCAGUGACUCUGUUCUGGAUUUCCAUUCUGCAGAACUCCAGAGCAUGGAUCAGUGGCUAGGCAAUGGUUCUUUGAUCUUUCCCCUUCACUCUUCGUAGGGUGACUCCUGAGGGGAAAGGAAGUGCUCAUGAUCAUGGGAAUGAUAGCCCAGAACAAAAAGAAAUCUUGUCUUACCACUGUGGCUUAUAGGGGAGACCAGGGAAAACCAUCCUGCUUUUCUCCAUGGCCUGAUUCCUGAAGAGACUGAUCCAAAAAUUACAGCGGCAGGGAACUCUUAGUGCAUUUGGCACUGAGAUUUAAAUGCAACCAGAGUUGUCCUCAAGGCCCAGCCAUUAAAACAUUGUCUCUCUUGACUUUCUGGUAUCUCGUCAGAGAGCUUUUCACUGUGAGGAAGUGUGGAAAUGGCUGUGUGUAUGUGUGUAAUCUGUUAGAUUGGGGAUAGGUUUUCUGUUAGCCAAUAUAUAAGAGACCUGCAAUAAAAAAUUACCCUAAUCUGAUAGAAA